AUGCAGCUCGCUGGUCGACUAUAUUCAGCCUGGUCGCUGGUCGUAAUGGAGAGUAAUGCCGAAGCAUCCCAUUUCCUUCGGCAUAUAACACAAACUGCCAAUCUAUCUGCAGUCGUCUUCUACAAUCCGGACAAUGGAAAAUUCGGAGAUUGGAAGACCGCACCAGCCCUCGUCCUCACAAGUAACGAGACGAUCUCGAAGCAGAAGGAAGAUGGUAUUAUGUGUAAUGAUGAUGGUAAAAAAUGUAAAGCUGUUGGAAAAGGUUUACAUAGACAUGAAGAUGAGAUUGAACCGACGUUCGUUCAGCAAUUCCAGCAGACUACGGAUACAUCGACGAUGACGAUGACUACUCAAGGUCAAACAAUAACUACUAGAGUAUUGGUCGUACCGACUCUAACGGUAAUUGCUGCAGAAGCUAUCACCACCGAGGUGCUGUUGAAUGAACAAGGUAGUCUUAUGGAAAGUGCGACUUUGGCGACCGCUACGACUCGGUCUAGUACAGCAACCAGAUCCGCUUCCAUCAUGUCCUCAUUAAUCGCUUCGACAAGUACGGCCACUGCUUCGUCGUCAGUUGCCGCAGUGACAUAUACGCUGACUUCCGCCAACCCUACCACUUCUAGUAAGGCUCUCAUCGAGGAGGAGGAGGAGGAGGACGAAGAAGAAGAAGAGAGCGAUGACGACUCGGACCACAGUUCUAACUCGAGUGAUUCCGAAGAUGAGGUAGAGGAAGAAGCGAAACCAAAAGUUUUGAGGGUCUCAAAGAAUGAAUAUAUCAGUGCUUGGAAGCGAGAUAUCCAGUUAAGUGCCGCACAAGAUUCUGGUACAGUGGUAGGAGUCAACAUCGCCCACCUGUCAGGCUCAAAUGGACCUAGCGUCGUUGUGACCCAACAAUGUGCUCUCCACUAUGGCUGGGCAAUCAACUCCCUCGAUAAUCUCGUUCGAGAGGAGACUGUUCUUGCGGCAUUCUUCAUCUGGAUCCUUGGUCUCGCCAUUGUAGGACUGCUGAACGUAUCGAUACCUCAUCUACUUGCUUUACUCCUCUCAUUGAUCAUCUCGAUGGCCUGGACCACCAACGGUCUUAGAUUAUCCUUCAAGUUCUGGAGCACUUUCGAAUCAACCACUUCGACCCAUUGUGAUGGGAUAAACGUCUUACCGUCAUACUGGGAGAAAAGGGUCGGAUUCCAGAGUGCUGUUCUAGGAUCAACUGUCGUGACUCUGAUCGCGAGCGGUUUGCUUUGCUGGAAGAUCAGAGAUCAUUUUGGCUGGCAGACUUUCCAACGCAUCGGAGCUUCGUCAAAGAUCAACAAGAUAUACAAGUUAGUUCUCGCUUUGAGCAUUUUGCUGCAGCUUGAUGCCUUUGUAUUGGUCGCUUUCUUUGCUCUAUUUUUGGAUCAGGUGAGUAUCACAUCCUGCGGAACAGAGCUGAUAAUCAAGAUUUCUCGAGGUCCAGCUAGCUACUUCAUGAGCAACUGUAAGGCCUUCAAAGCCAUAUAUAGCCUGUUGAUAGUAGCUUUACUCCCGUGGUUAAACUUUAGAAAACGAUUCAAUAUAUUUGUGGGAUUAUCAGUACUCAUCAUCGGUGGAUGGGCAGUAUCAUUCGCAAACCAGAUUUUCCGGAUCGUGUUCACCACUUGGGCUUUCUUCACCUGUAUGGGAUCCCUUGCAGUUGGACUCACAGCAAUCACCGUAGUACUUGCCAUCAUCCGUCGAUUGACUUUCGGUAAAGGUUUAGCGGAUUUCCUCUAUCUCGAAGAAGUCCAUGAAAGACCCAAUAGUGGAUUGUUGGUUGAGAAACCUUCCCUGCCACUUGCCAUGCCAAGGUCUAACUUACCUACUUUCUCAACUGCUUUUGGACCUGGACCUGCACCACCACGUCAAAUGUUCCCUCCCAUGCCGGUGUAUACAACUGCCACUAGAGUAGCCUCUUGGAAUACGGGUGAUGACCGCAGAGCGUUAUAA
Messenger RNA from Kwoniella mangroviensis CBS 8507, 1959 nucleotides. RefSeq lists its product as uncharacterized. Lineage: Eukaryota; Fungi; Basidiomycota; Tremellomycetes; Tremellales; Cryptococcaceae. The transcript is spliced from 11 exons. The coding region runs from base 1 to 1959 and encodes 652 amino acids. Gene Ontology annotation, cellular component: Golgi apparatus. The record is from RefSeq and is a predicted model, not a curated record.